AUGAAAAUCUCAAGCCUUAUUGUGUUCUCCGUAUGUAUCCUCCUCAUCUUGGGAGGUGUUGCUUCGAUGAAUGCUGCUAUUCCAAUGCGUGAUCAAAAGACUCAUAAAUCACUCUCUUUUACAAUGAAGAAGAUUUCUGAUUCUACAGAAUCACAAAAGCCAAUUAAGGCUGGUUAUUUGUGCCCAACUUGUAUUGAUAUUCUCGAUUUUGCAUUGGCUGAUUUGGCUGCUGCUGCUGAUGCUGGUGUUAUUGGUUCUUGUUACAAGUUGUGUAAUGCCAUUAUUGGAUCUGGUACUUAUGCCUGGGAAGGUUGCAAUGUUAUCUGUGAUGCUAUUGGUAUCAAUGUCUUUAUUGACAUUAUCAAGAAGGCUGAUUUGGAUCCAAUUUAUGCCUGCCAAUUGGCUAACAUUUGUCCAGUUAAGGAUUGUACUGCUAAGAGAUGUGCUUCAUUCCUCAACUCUGGCUUCAUUCCAGAAAAGAUCCAACACGGUUUUCCAACAACAUUCUACUCUGGUUUGCAAGUUUAUAAUGCUUCAGGUCCUGGUGAAGUUGUCUUUACUUUGAAUGGUGCCUUCUCCACUGAAAAUAUGAUGCAACGUUUCUACCAACCUAAUGGUUAUACUCCUGGUACUUAUUCUAUCAAAUUUACCGUUACUACUAAGGAUGAUGAUGCUAAGGCCCUGGAAUGGUUGCCAGGUCUUUAUUAUGCUGUUGUUGAUGUAUGUGAAGGUGUCUGUGGUGAUCUAAAACCACACACAAGAACCCUUGCACAAGCUAAGGCUAACUUUACAUUGACUCCUCCUCCAUGGCCAGGCAAGAAUUAA
This is a messenger RNA of Naegleria gruberi, 825 nucleotides long. RefSeq lists its product as uncharacterized. The transcript is spliced from 2 exons. The coding region runs from base 1 to 825 and encodes 274 amino acids. Lineage: Eukaryota; Heterolobosea; Eutetramitea; Acrasida; Naegleriidae. The record is from RefSeq and is a predicted model, not a curated record.